AUGAUGACCUCGCCAUUGAAGAAGCAGCCGCAGGAUGUAGCCGACUGUGUCUUGAAGCGUGCAGAAGUUAGCAAGAUUGCCCGCCGACUCCAGAAUCGCCUCGCACUUGCGCAGUUCAAGACCAAGCAUGGUUGGGAAGACCUCACACUCGACAUCAUCGAACCCAAGGUGGAGGAGGAGAUACGCCGCAAGCGUCUGUACGAGGGCGACGUCCUGUCCGACUCUUCUUCGAGUGCAUCCGACUUGCCUUACCCGACAAAGACUCUCAUGAGCUCGCCGCUCAAGGCACCCUUGUUCUCCGAUGCGGUCGGUUCCAGCAAUGGCAGCUCCGGGCAUCGCAAACGCACCUACUUUGCCUCGUUUGACGGCGACGCCUCGAGCCCGACAAAGCGCUUCCGCGGCUCUCCGACAAUGCACAAAUCGUUUGCCGGUCAUACUCUGUGGAAGGACGGUCAUCAGCUCACUCACUCCUCUCCCAUGAAGCCCCGCCGGCAGCAACACUUCACCACCUCGGCCGGACCGGACGUCUCCUUUUUCCAGCAGCGAAGAAUGACCAACGAGCUAAGCGCUCAUCCGAAUUUCACCGCCCCGGAAGAGGAGGAUGACGACCUGCUGCCUGCGCACUCGUUCGCCGCCAACGUCCGAUCUUCUCCACCUCGCACGCCACCAAUGCAAUCCCGAUCUCUGAGGAAGAAGGCGGAUGGUACAGAGGCGGGCCAAGAGGGAGCAGAUCUUUUGCUGUACCUUGCAGCCUCGCCGUCGCCAGCAGUGAAGCCGCACAGGGCUCGGAUCGAGCGGCCGUCGACACCACCCCCGAAGAACAGCAAACUGGACUUGCCCUCCGCCAUGAUGACCACCCCUGGAGGAGGCAAUCCAUUCCCCAACACGCCGGGCCAGGGCUUUGACUUUGCCGACUUUGUCAACAUCACCCCGAGCCCGGCUCAAAAAGUCUGGAAGACUCCGAAUCCUCUUUCUGGCGCUCGCACUCCCCGAAGCGUUGCCAGAAAGCGCCUUACGUUUGAUGAGCCUCGACCUUGA
This is a messenger RNA of Trichoderma atroviride IMI 206040, 1038 nucleotides long. RefSeq lists its product as uncharacterized. NCBI's taxonomy places the organism in Eukaryota, Fungi, Ascomycota, Sordariomycetes, Hypocreales, Hypocreaceae. The record is from RefSeq and is a predicted model, not a curated record.